Messenger RNA from Hyla sarda, 5266 nucleotides. It is a transcript of the gene PLAAT1, whose product is annotated as phospholipase A and acyltransferase 1. Gene Ontology annotation, molecular function: glycerophospholipid phospholipase A1 activity; A2-type glycerophospholipase activity. Bases 306 to 719 code for a protein of 137 amino acids. The record is from RefSeq and is a predicted model, not a curated record. NCBI's taxonomy places the organism in Eukaryota, Metazoa, Chordata, Amphibia, Anura, Hylidae. Gene Ontology annotation, biological process: N-acylphosphatidylethanolamine metabolic process. The transcript is spliced from 4 exons. Gene Ontology annotation, cellular component: cytoplasm.
AGUCCUGCUAUUUGGAUACAAGCCAAACAAUUAGGAAGGUGGUGAGCUGACUUUCUGUUUUCAUAUAUGUUCCUCCUCACAUGACCGGGGACCACGCUAUAUCCAGAAGCAGCUCUUUUGCCUGGAUGUAUAAGCAUCCAUGGCUUCUGAUUGGCUGUUGGGCAGCAUCUAUUUUGCAUGACAAUUUCACAUGCUGCGCAUGACGAGGAGCUGUUGUGUCCAUAAGGUGUGAGCAAGCACCUGUCUCUCAGGAGAGCGCAGCUCCUGUACAUGGACCACAGGGAUGACAUGCUCGCCACACUCCGAUGGCUUCAAGUGACAUGCACAAUGAGGAGGUUCCCAAUAACCUCCAGCCUGGGGACCUGAUUGAAAUAUUUCGCCCAGCAUACCAGCACUGGGCACUAUAUCUUGGUGAUGGCUAUGUCAUCAAUGUUGCACCAAUGGAAGAAAACACAGUUGCUUCAUUUUCAAGCGCAAAAUCUGUCUUCAGCAGAAAGGCUCUGGUAAAGAUGCAGCUCCUCAAAGAUGUUGUGGGAAACGAUACUUACAAAGUAAACAAUAAGUAUGAUGAUAAGUACACUCCACUCCCAGCAGAAGAGAUCAUCCAGCGGGCAGAGUUUCUUAUUGGGCAGGAAAUCUGCUAUGACCUUCUGGGAAAUAACUGUGAACAUUUUGUCACACUGCUUCGGUAUGGAGAAGGUGUAUCUGAUCAGGUCUAAACGGUCAAGUGUUCCUGUGCCUCUCGGAGUGGACGACGGGAUAGCCCCUGGUCAUCCGGGUAAGAUGAUCACCCUCACAUACACACAACAUGGCAGUUGACAUUAAGGUAGUGUCCCUGAAUGUUCAGGGCUUCAACACCCCAGAGAAAAAAGCCCAGCUACUUUACUCCCUCCAUAAGCAAAAUGUACACAUACUCGCUUUGCAGGAAACCCACUUCAAGGUUUAGAAACUUCCCUCUAUGGUCACACAGUCCCAACCCCGAAGCCAGGACGAAGGGAGUCUCCAUAGCAUUUCACAGGUCGUUACCAGUGCAGAUCACCUCCACUAAAUCAGAUCCCAAUGCUAGAUACUUGUUCAUCAAUUGCACUAUAGCGGACCGACACUUUACUGUGGCCUCCGUUUAUGCGCCUAAUCACGCACAAGUCUCUUUCUUACAUUCCACCCUGGACCUUCUACGAACCUUUGCGAUGGGCACUAUUAUCUUAUGUGGAGAUUUAAAUGUGCCGCUUUUUCCCUCCUGUGAUACCUCAACGGGGCAUUCGACGGUCUCCCACUCUAAAUUGAGGGCGUUGCGUAAAACAUUACGCAACUGAGCGAUGUCUGGAGGGCACUACACCCACAUGGUAGGGAUUACACAUUCUACUCGCACCCUAGGAAUUCAUACAGCAGAAUAGACUAUAUAUUUUUUCCGCAUCACCUCCUUCAACACGCCACUGUAGCCUCCAUAGGGGUUGUGACACUCUCAGAUCAUGCACCAGUGUUCUGUUCUUUUGUGCUCCCAUCCUUGUCCAAGCCCCAUGCUUCGUGGAGACUUAAUGAAUCGUUACUCUUGGACACGCUUUAUCUCCAGGACAUCAAAGACGCAAUCCUCCUUUUUGCGCAAGAUCAUGCCUCUGAUCAAAUGGCUACAACGGGGAAAUGGGACACUUUAAAAUGUGUUAUACGGGGUAUCCUGAUGAAGCAUGGGUCUAGGCUGAAGAGGGUGGCAUCUGUCAAAUUCCAAUCGCUACUUAAAACCUUACAGGCCUUGGAAACACAACAUAAACGUACACAACAAGAUCAAGUAUAUAGAGAACUGAUAAAGGUGUGCCAUGAUCUGUUAGACCCCAUGAAUGCAAAACACCGCUACUAUAGGCAACUCACUGUUAGGGUACUCUAUGAUUGAAGCAAUAAAUCUGGUCGCCUCUUAGCCUCUGCCCUUUAACACAAGAAGUCUUCCACCUUUAUACCAGCCAUUAGAACGAACUCAUGCGCCACCUCUUACCUUACCCCUGACAUCCUAGCCACAUUCCAUAAAUAUUACUCGGAUCUCUACAACCUGCCCAAACCGACUGCAUUAUCUGGCCAGACACAAAAUCCCCCCUCUCUCCAAAGAUACAUAGAAUCGACUGCGGUUCCCUCACUCACAGCCAGUUCCGCCCAGGCCAUGGAAGCUCCCUUCACACUUGAGGAGUUGGAGUCGGCAGUUUCAUCGCUGCCUGCGGGUAAAAGCCCGGGUCCCAAUGGAUAUACAGCAAAGUUUUAUAAAGUGUUGCGAUCGGAACUGUCAACUCCUCUCAUCAUGGCUUUCAAUGGUGUCUCUCAGACUACUCCACUCCCUCCCUCUUUCAUGUCUGCUUAUGUCACGGUAAUACCUAAAGAAGGGAAAGAUCAACUGCUCUGCCCCAGCUACAGGCCGAUCUCUUUGAUAAAUGUUGAUGCUAAGUUGUUUGCAAAACUCAUAGCAAACAGGUUGGCGGUUCAUCUGGGUUCUCUCAUCCACCCGGAUCAAGUGGGCUUCAUUCGUGGACGAGAGGCAAGAGACAAUACCUUAAGAGCCUUCUCCACCAUCCAUUGCGCCAAACAUCAUGGAAUUCCUCUUUUACUCUUAUCUCUCGACGCAGAGAAGGCCUUUGAUAGAGUGGAUUGGGACUCCUAACGGCCUCGCUCGUCCAAAUUGGCCUGGGUGAAUCCAUGCGACACCAAAUCAUGGCCUUAUAUAAAAAAACCCCGAGCCCAGCUCCGCAUUAAUGGCCAACUCUCUGAAAGUUUCCCCAUUUGCAAUGGCACACGACAGGGAUGUCCCUUGUCUCCCCUUUUAUAUGUUCUUUGUAUGGAACAUUUGCUAAUAGACAUUAGGCAGCACUCUGAUAUACGCGGGAUCUCUCUGCCGCCAUGCCAUUACAAAUGCUCGGCGUAUGUCGAUGAUUUAUUACUGUUCUUGUCUUCCCCUUUAGUUUCAUUGCCCUCCCUACUAGCUGUGAUAGGCAGAUUCUCAGAGGUCAGUAACUACAAACUCAACCCCUCGAAGUGUGAAGCACUGAACAUUUCUAUACCCCAACACACCAUCCGAUCCCUACAAGCUUCAUACCCGUUCAAAUGGCAGUCCCAUUCAUUACAAUAUCUAGGCAUUCAAGUCCCUUCGGAUCUAGCGGACACAUACCGCCUCAACUUCCCACCUUUUCUUUAAACACUGCGCUCCGACCUGGCCAGAUGGGAGAGCAGGGACUUCUCGUGGUUGGCCAGGAUUAAUGUGUUCAAGAUGAAAGUACUCCCAUGGCUACUGUAUCUGUUCUCGGGUAUCCCGAUUGCCUUGCCCCACUCAUUCCUACGGGAGGUCACUGCGCUGCAGAAUGGCUUUGUUUCGGCGCACCGCCACCCCGCCUAGCCAGAUAGAUCUUAAUUAGGAGGAAGGAGAAAAGUGGUCUAGCGGUGACUGACUUUACCGCUUACUACUUAGAUACCAUUGUAACUAGAGUACUAUAUAGCUUCCAUAAUAGGCUCGGGAAGCAGUGGGUGGCGUUCGAGACUAGGGCCUCAAAGAUUGACCUCAAGUCAUUGCUCUGGCUGCCAAGAGACAUGUUCACUAGAAAGUUGACACUAGCCCUCCCACCGGUGGCCGCUUCCAUGAUCGCUGCCUAUAAGACCUACCUGAGGCGCCUAUGCCUUAGGUCCACUCGUCCCACUGUUUGAUAAACCGUCCUUCCCGUCGGCUCAUAAUUCCUCUAUGUUACUAUCCCUUAAAAGGAGUGAUGCACCAUUGCCACGUGACGUCUUGACCUGGACGGGUCUUAAACACAUCUUAAAAAUUUUUUUCCAAGAUGUCCACCCCACGCCUACGCACCAAUUGCAAUACUACCAACUUAAUCACUUUUAUAAUGCCCAGAAGGAACACCUGAUGUUACAGAGAGAUCUCACUGCGUUUGAGCGUAUCUGCAUAUCCUCGGAUGCUACUUACAAGCCCGUUAGCACCUCCUAUGCUCUUUUAUUAGACUCCUACAUAAGCGACCCAAUGGUUUUCUGCUCUGCUUGGGAGAAGGAUCUGGGGUGCCCCAUAUCGGAGAAGGAAUGGAAAACGGCAUUCUCACGGUGCCGCAGGUCCUCCACGUCGUGCAAGUCGCAGAAGACAAAUUACAAGAUUCUCACUUCGUGGUACCGAGUACCCUCCCUUCUCGCACAUAUGUAUCCAAAUGUCCCGGACGUCUGCUUGCACUGUGGAGACCCUGGUGGCACCAUGACACAUGUCUGGCUUGAAUGUCCAGCCCUGAUUUCCUUUUGGUCACAGGUCCUUGAUAUACUAUCCAAAAUACUUACCCAUCCGAUCCCUAAAACACCUAAGUUGAUCCUCCUUUCCAUUCCCCUGACUUACCUUCCAAACUCAUCCAUAAAAUUGCUCUUACAUCUCCUAAUGGCGGCUAGGGUGGUCAUCCCUCGGUUAUGGAAAUCGUCCUCCCCACCUUUCAUUUUGUCCUGGCUUCGAGAGUUUUCUCACAUUCACAGGAUGGAGGAGAUCUUAGCUGACUCCAAAAAUCAACUAGACAGAUUCUACGUCAUCUGGAGACCAUGGACGGAGUUUAUGUCUUCCGUGGACUUCAAAACCCUUCAUUUAUCUGACUAGCUGAUUCCCCCAUAUCUUUAUCUGCUUAAAAGCCAUUGUUGGUUCUGCUGUGGUGUCUUGGGGUUUCCCGGUUCGUCUUCUCCGAGAGGUAAGCAACCAUUCUCUACUAGACCUCCCCUGUCUCCCUACCUUCCUGUUUUUAUUUUAUCUCUCUGCUACCUCCUUCUCUUGUCUUGUUCUCCUUCCAUCCAUCCCCCUUUCCCAUCCCCCCCUUUCUUUUUCCUCUUUCUUUCCUCCUCUCUUUCCUUUUCGUACCUACAUUCCUACUCUCUACUUUCAUUUACCUAGAGUUCAAGUAUACCCAUAGUUAGCGCCUCUAGAGGCUCCUUGAGCAUUCACUGGGUACCACAAAGUGCACGACCGCCUGAUCGUACACAGAUGCCAAAUUGGUUAUGCUCUUUUGUAUUCUUGUUGGAUGGCCUUAGGAGUUUCUUUAUGUUAUUAUGUUGACAUGUUUUAUGAUGCUCGAUAUUCUAAUUGGAACAGCUGUCCUGCUUGCUUAUUGUUCCUCGCCUGAUCUUUGAGGCUCUUGGUUCACCCUGAACACCUUCGUGUACGAAGGCUGUGUAAGACACUGUUUUUUCUGUUGUACUUUGUAUACACAUGACAAAAUUCAAUAAAGAUAUACUUUGAAGGAAAAAAAAACUCAGCACAGCCAUUAAUUUCUAA